AUGGCUGACGUGGCGGUGCAUCAAUUCAACAACAUCCUCCUCGGCGGUCGCGGCGCUCUGGCAAGUCCCCUCCGCCCCGCUCGUCACGCUGAUCCCUUCCGUGCCAGCACCCCGCUCGCCUUUCUCCUCUCCCUCCCUCAGCUGCUCCUCGCUUUUCGUUCUUCUGCAAAGUUUUUCACCCCGGGGCAGCUGCGCGUGCACACGGGCGGGCUGGCGUGGCGGAAGCUGGGCGGGGGGAAGCAGGUGGACGUGCAGCGCACGGACAUGGCAGGCGUGGUGUGGAUGCGCGUGCCGCGCGGGUACCAGCUGUGCGUGCGGCUCAAGGCGGGCGGCAAGGUGAAGUUCAACGGCUUCACCAAGGCGGACGUCGACGCGCUCUCGCCCUUCCUCGCCUCCACGCUCGGCUUCCAGCCGCGCAAGAGCGAACUCGCCACCACCGGCCGCAACUGGGGCGACGCCGAGAUCGAAGGCACGAUGCUGGGAUUCCAGGUGGGCGGCAAGCAGGCCUUUGAGAUCUCCAUUGCUGACGUGUCACAGACACAGCUGUCGGGGAAGAACGACGUGCUGCUGGAGUUCCACGUGGACGACACUGCCACUGCUGCUGAGAAGGACAUGUUGGUGGAGAUGAGUUUCCACGUGCCAACAUCCAACACCACCUUCGUUGGCACCGACGACAAGCCCUCCGCACAGAUAUUCCAGGAGCAGAUAUUGGCACGGGCCGAUGUGGGCCCGUCGGGCGACGAGGCGGUGGUGGAGUUUGAGGGCGUGCACAUCCUGACGCCGCGCGGGCGAUUCAAGGUGGAGCUGCACGUCACGCACGUGCGCCUGCAGGGCAUGGCCGUCGACUUCAAGAUCCAGUACAAGAACCUCGCGCGCCUCUUCGUGCUGCCCAAGGCCAACCAGCCGCACACCUUCGUUGUUGUCACACUCGACACGCCCAUCCGCAAGGGCCAGACGCUCUACCCUCACAUCGUGCUGCAGUUCCCCAACGAGGAGACAUUCGAGGGCGGGCUGGCUUUGAGUGACGAGCUGCUCACCACCAAGUACAAAGACCGCCUGCUGCCCGUGUACAAGGGCUUGGUGCACGAGGUGUUCGCUCAGAUCCUGCGGGGGCUGUCGGGCGCCAAGGUGACGCGGCCGGGGUCGUUCCGCAGCAACAGCGACGGGUACGCCGUGCGCACGUCGCUCAAGGCGGAGGAGGGGUACCUCUACCCGCUCGAAAAGAGCUUCUUCUUCCUCCCCAAACCGCCCACGCUCGUGCUGCACGACGAGGUGGAGUACGUGGAGUUUGAGCGGCACGGGGCGGGCACGAGCAGCAUCUCCUCGUCCUACUUUGAUCUGGUCAUUCGCCUGCGCAGCGAGCAGGAGCACCAAUUCCGCAACAUCCAGCGCAACGAAUACCACAACCUCUUCUCCUUCUUCAG
Closterium sp. Yama58-4 is the source of this 1424-nucleotide messenger RNA. NCBI's taxonomy places the organism in Eukaryota, Viridiplantae, Streptophyta, Zygnematophyceae, Desmidiales, Closteriaceae. The record is from the annotation of a GenBank genome assembly.